This is a messenger RNA of Huiozyma naganishii CBS 8797, 519 nucleotides long. It is a transcript of the gene RPL20A, whose product is annotated as 60S ribosomal protein eL20. NCBI's taxonomy places the organism in Eukaryota, Fungi, Ascomycota, Saccharomycetes, Saccharomycetales, Saccharomycetaceae. Gene Ontology annotation, biological process: translation. The coding region runs from base 1 to 519 and encodes 172 amino acids. The record is from RefSeq and is a predicted model, not a curated record. The transcript is spliced from 2 exons. Gene Ontology annotation, molecular function: structural constituent of ribosome. Gene Ontology annotation, cellular component: cytosolic large ribosomal subunit; ribosome.
AUGGCUCACCUAAAGGAAUACCAAGUUAUUGGUCGUAACCUACCAACUGAAUCCGUUCCGGAACCAAAGUUGUUCAGAAUGAGAAUCUUUGCUCCAAACAACGUUGUUGCCAAGUCUAGAUACUGGUACUUUUUGCAGAAGUUGCACAAGGUCAAGAAGGCUUCCGGUGAAGUUGUCUCCAUCAACCAGAUCCACGAGGCUCACCCAACCAAGGUCAAGAACUUCGGUGUCUGGGUCAGAUACGACUCCAGAUCUGGUACCCACAACAUGUACAAGGAAGUCAGAGACGUCUCCAGAGUCGCCGCCGUCGAGACCCUAUACUCCGACAUGGCUGCCAGACACAGAGCCAGAUUUAGAUCGAUCCACAUCCUAAAGGUCGCCGAGAUCGAAAAGACCGCCGACGUCAAGAGACCUUACGUCAAGCAAUUCUUGACCAAGGACUUGAAGUUCCCAUUGCCUCACAGAGUCCAGAAGUCCACCAAGACCUUCUCUUACCAGAAGCCAACCACUUUCUACUAA